AUGGUCGUCUCACUGAUGGAAUGGGAUAGAGGCGGGCUGGAGCGGGGUGGCGUCCUGAGCCUCACUGCUGUCUCCUCUGCCCCGCAGGAGAAUGGCCAUGUGAAAAGCAAUGGAGAUUUAUCCCCCAAGGGUGAAGGGGAGUCGCCCCCUGUGAACGGAACAGAGGAGGCAGCCGGGGCCACUGGUGAUGCCAUUGAGCCAGCACCCGCUAGCCAGGGAGCUGAGGCCAAGGGGGAGGUACCCCCCAAGGAGACCCCCAAGAAGAAGAAGAAAUUCUCUUUCAAGAAGCCUUUCAAAUUGAGUGGCCUCUCCUUCAAGAGAAAUCGCAAGGAGGGUGGGGGUGAAUCGUCUGCCUCCUCACCCACAGAGGAAGAGCAGGAGCAGGGGGAGAUCGGUGCCUGCAGCGAGGAAGGCACUGCCCAGGAAGGGAAGGCUGUCGCCACCCCCGAGAGCCAGGAGCCUCAGGCCAAGGGGGCAGAGGCUAGCGCUGCCUCCAAGGGCGGAGACACAGAAGAGGAGGCAGGGCCCCAGGCUGCAGAGCUGUCCACGCCCUCGGGGCCAGAGAGUGGCCCUACACCUGCCGGCGAGCAGAAUGAGUAGCUGGGUUGGGACAGGUGGGUGAUCUCUAAGCUGCAAAAACUGUGCUGUCCUUGUGAGGUCACUGCCUGGACCUGGUGCCCUGGCUGCCUUCCUGUGCCCAGAAAGGAAGGGGCUGCUGCCCCCUCCCAGCCACGUUCCCUUUCCUCCUUUCCCUCCUGUGGAUUCUCCCAUCACCCACCUGGUCUUCCUCUUAAGGCCAGUUGAAGAUGGUUUCCCAAGUUAGGUUAGUGAUGUGAAAUGCUCCUGCCCCUGUCCCUACCUCUUUCCCUGUCCCCACCCCUACAUAAGGCAAUUGCUGUUUUCCUCCCCAAUUCUUUUCCAAGUAGGUUUUGUUUACUCCCCAAAUCCCUGAGCCAGAUGUGGGGUGCCUACACUCCUAAACCCUGAGUGUCCAGCCUUCCCUGUUUUUAGUCUCGUGCUGUGCCUAGUGGCACCUGGGCUAGGGGAGGACACUGCCCCUGUCUAGGUUUUUAUAAAUGUCUUACUCAAGUUCAAACCUCCAGCUUGUGAAUCAACUGUGUCUCUUUUUUGACUUGGUAAGCAAGUAUUAGGCUUUGGGGUGGGGGGAGGUCUGUAAUGUGAAACAACUUCUUUUCUUUUCCCCCUCCCAUUGUUGUAAAUAACUUUUAAUGGCCAAAUCUCAGAUUUUUACUUUUUUUUUUUUUUUUUGUCUAACUUUUAAAACCAUUCUCUUCCACCUGGUUUUACUGUAACAUUUGGAAAAGGAAUAAAUGUUGUCCCUUUA
Myotis brandtii (Brandt's bat) is the source of this 1345-nucleotide messenger RNA. RefSeq names its product MARCKS-like 1 (gene MARCKSL1). The transcript is spliced from 2 exons. Gene Ontology annotation, cellular component: cytoplasm; plasma membrane. NCBI's taxonomy places the organism in Eukaryota, Metazoa, Chordata, Mammalia, Chiroptera, Vespertilionidae. The record is from RefSeq and is a predicted model, not a curated record. Gene Ontology annotation, biological process: central nervous system development; actin filament organization. The coding region runs from base 1 to 600 and encodes 199 amino acids. Gene Ontology annotation, molecular function: calmodulin binding; actin filament binding.